AUGGGUGGUGGCAUAGCCUACGAAGAUCCGACGGUGCCGACUAAAUUCAUGGAGUAUGAGAUGAUCGACUUCGGCGGGCUGGAUGAUGACACUCGCCAGUUUAUGCUCGAUGGGCAAGGCAGCCCAGAGAUCAUCUAUCAGUGGAUUCAGAUUGCGAUAUGUCGGGCCAACAACAUGGGCACUUUCGGCGUGCCACCGCCAGUGCUUACACGAGCAUAUCAAGAUCUUGGUCUCUCCAUGAUCAGGUUCCACCAGGCACAGAAGAUUGUGGAAGUCCCCUUCCCCUUGCCGUAUGUGGUUGCCUUGCAGCUGCUGCUGAUCACACACUGGGUGAUGACGCCAAUCGUGUGCAGCGGAUGGACUGAUUACACUGCUUGGGCUGUCAUGUUCGCCCUCACGAACACGUUAUCGCUGUGGUUCUUCGUUGGAGUCGCAAUGGAGAUGGACUCACCAUUCAAACAAGCCAUGUUUGGUAUUGACUCGAAGGCUUUGCAGCGCCACCUGAACCAUCGACUUAUGGCACAGCUGCACACAUUCGAGGGGCCACAGCCGUCUUUGAAGAAGACUUUUACCAAAGACCCUCAGCCUGUUGUGAUGACACCACAGGAAACCGGGCUCGAAGUCGGUCGAGUUCGGUCCAACUCCCGUCCUCCUAUUGGUAACUAUCGGCGGACCGGCUCCCUGCAUGGAAACGCGCUGACGAAUUUCUGCAUGGAUGGACCCUUGGAGUAUGACGACCAGUCGGACGAUGCAGCAAGCCCCCAAGAUGUGAAGCUCUGCUUGCCAGAUGAGAAAAUCAGGCGAAGCGGCCCAAUUGCCAUCAGCGUGCUGCAUUCGCAGCUCUACUCGCCGCUUCUCGCUGGUGCCGCCAUGGUCGCUGCGGUUCAGACCGAAGGCUGCGCAGCCUACGACGCGCCACAGCGGAGCAGGAGCCCGAAAAGUCGUUGGAAGAGAAGUUCAGCGACUUCACCACGGUGCUUCCCUGGUUCGGUUUUGCAGCCGAUAUCCAGCAUCUCCAUUCGAAAAGGCGAGAGCAAGUUCGAGAGGCAUCCGCUGCACCUCAAAUCGCUGCUGAUGCCGCAGUUCUCAGUAAAGCGCUGCAAGGCGCCAUCGACGGGGGCAAAUGCUCAGAAGAGAUACCGGAGGCCAUUUGGCAAGACUGUUGAGAGAGACUUUCGAUCCUUGGAUCAGCCUGAAAUGACACAGGUCGUUGAUAGUGUCCGCUUGGACAUCGAAGCCUCUGACAUUGUGCAUCUCAUAGCGCAGGCCAUGGCAGUUCUGAAGGGUGUGGAGUGGCGCUUUCACUCCGUUGCAGAAGUGGGGGAUCCCGCCCCAGUGUUUGUACUGCCAGGGGAGGGAGAGGAGGAGCCCGUAGUCGCCGCCCAUAGUGGCUUGCCUUUGGCUCUCUUCGGUGCCUACCUGUGGACAUCAUGCGCUGGAGAUUUAGUUUCGGCGGAACCCACGGCAGAGGGCUCCAGCCAGGUUCUCAUCCAGUUCACCCGAUACUGGAUCGACAUCGGACCGAAACCGCGGCCAGAUAUUGGCCGCAUCGAUGGUGGUUUCAUCACCAGCCGCCUUGCAGCCUUCGGGGCAGCUUUAGUCACUCCCGUGCUCUUGGAGUUUGGUGCGCUGAAGUGGGUCCUCGAGCGUUUCGGCCUGGAGCGAGUCUUCGAAGUCGAAGUCCCGAGCCCGGAGGGCGGUGACCAGAAGGUCAAGCUACAGGCCUCCCUCGAGCUCUACUUGACCCUGCUGGCCAGGGUGGCGUUUCCUGACAGCCUCUCCAAGUGCCCCAUACCCUUCUUGGACACUGAAGCGGGCCUCUGCGUCUACGAGGCUGAGCCCCGCGGAGCCCAGUUGCAUCCUGGUAUUAGUCUCGUAGGUGAAGCGACAAAAUUUCAAGCGCAGCUAUCGACAGCAUGGACUUCGAGUGUAGCUAUAAGUGACAAGUACAGACAGCAGAAUCUCAUGAAAGCACCCUGGCAGAUCCCCAUGCUGGGGCCCAUUGGCGAUCUGCCCGAUUGGUUGCACCCCGGGGGCAACUCGGCGGCGCUGGUCGCGCGCCGCCUGAAGCCUGGCGAAGAGCCGGCAUUGAUGCGGCGCUGCGACACGAUGGGAAUCGUUCCAACAGAGACGAAGCAGGGAUAUUUGAGUUUGGCGCUCGGCCAACUUCGGGUGCAUGGCGCUGCUGUAGACAUGCAUGAUGCUGCAGCCCUUCUGAACUUCAGAGGACCCAGGACUCCCGAGCAAGGUGAGAAGCUCCUGCAAGUGCUGGAGGAUGUCGAGCGCUUUGUCUUUGCCAACGUGAUCAGGCCAGAACCUGCUUCCCGCACGGAGUUCUGGCACGACUUUGUUGAAGGACGCGAAGUGGCGCUGGAGCGCGCUAUUGUUGCACUGCGCCAGCGGUUCAAGGCUCUGCACAACGAGGUGUCGCAAGUCAUCACCUCCGUUCCAGACAACUCUCCUCGACAGCACCGCUCGCGAACACCACCGCGCUGA
Messenger RNA from Symbiodinium sp. CCMP2456, 2496 nucleotides. The record is from the annotation of a GenBank genome assembly. Lineage: Eukaryota; Dinophyceae; Suessiales; Symbiodiniaceae.